Messenger RNA from Symbiodinium sp. CCMP2592, 921 nucleotides. The record is from the annotation of a GenBank genome assembly. Lineage: Eukaryota; Dinophyceae; Suessiales; Symbiodiniaceae.
AUGUACCGACAGUUGUUGCCGGUUGCAGUUGUGAUGCUGUUGCAUUGCCGCUCCGCGGCGGGCAGCUUUCAGUUCGCUUCCCUCACCGACCUGAGCUCAGAGCAAGCUGCAAUGCCGAUGAUCGACGACCGAGCUAGUCAGAUCAUGGAGGGAGACUGCGAGGCCAGCUGUCAUGUCGCCGGGAAGCUAAAGCGAUUUUGGGCUGUGCCGGCCAAGCUUGCCAGUUCUGUCGCCAGGUCGAUUGGAAAGCAAAUUGUAACCUCCAUGUCUGUCGAAGACAAAGCCACCUUCUCGUACCGCUGCGGGGCCUACGAUGAAGUUUGCCCGGAAAGCUGGAUUCUAGGCAAGGGCGAUCAGCUGCAGAGCCGGCUACAGGCUGUGGUGAAUUUGCUUGCAAUGGAUGCGGCAGGCUGGACAGCUGAAGACAAGGCGGCAUUUGAGUCUGAGUACGUGUGGAGUCAGCUGGCGUGCCCUCGGUCAGCCGUGUCAACGCGACUACACGGCUGGGCUCCGGCAGAGUAUGUACUCUGCAACAAGCGUCAAACCUUCGCGGGGCUGUCGCCAGACGAGAAGAGGGCAUUUGAAGACACAUGCGGGGUUCGCUUUCCCUGCCGGUCCGUGCACGAUUGUGAACGGUCAUAUGAGACACCAUGUCCUCGGGGCUGGUACUCCCUCGACGGUGGCUUAACAUGUGUGGCGCCGCUGGCGUAUUCUGGGAAUUGCAGCCGGCUGCUAGACAAUGCUCAAGCUCUCAGCAAGCAAGCCAAGGUAAGACUGGAAGCUGUGUGCGAUGUGGUGUACCCAUGCAGGGAAGACGUGCUGCUGUCACACGCAUCCUCCCCAGAUACAAAGUCCAGUCCAACACCUCGUGCGCAGUUGUCCCUUUGGUUUCUGCGGAAUGGAGCCAUUCCGUCAAUGUAA